AUGUCUGAAGUUGCACUGAAGCCGCUGCCCGCAGCGCCCGGCUGCCUCGCCAGCCAAGACCAAGAAGCCAAGGGCCCCCAAGGGACAGGGCAAGCCGAAGAAGCCGUCGACCCACCCCCCAGUCAACGACAUGGUUGUUGCUGCAUCAAAACCUUGAAGGAACGCAAACGGAUCGUCCCUGCAGGCCAUCAAGAAAAUGGCGUCGAGAAGGGCCAAGUUCGUCCAAACCAAGGGCACCGGCGCUUCCGUUCGUUCAAGCUGAAGGCUGAAGCUAAGAAGGCCGCCAGUGAGAAGAAACCGAAGAAGGCCGGCGAGAAGAAGGCCAAGAAGGCUACCGGAGAGAAGAAGAAGGCCACCAAGAACCAGCUGGGGAGAAGAAGGCCAAGAAGCCAGCCGGCGAGAAGAAAGCCAAGAAGCCGGCUGCAGCCAAGAAAGCCAAAGCUGCUGGUGCCAAGGCUGCCAAAAAGGCCGGUGGUGUGA
This is a messenger RNA of Aedes aegypti (yellow fever mosquito), 480 nucleotides long. RefSeq names its product histone H1B-like. The transcript has 2 exons. Bases 1 to 480 code for a protein of 159 amino acids. The record is from RefSeq and is a predicted model, not a curated record. Lineage: Eukaryota; Metazoa; Arthropoda; Insecta; Diptera; Culicidae.